This is a messenger RNA of Striga asiatica, 1234 nucleotides long. Lineage: Eukaryota; Viridiplantae; Streptophyta; Magnoliopsida; Lamiales; Orobanchaceae. The record is from the annotation of a GenBank genome assembly.
AAAAUAUUUAUGUGGUGAUGGCGUGUAUCUCAAGUCCGGCAUAAGCGCCUCAAGCAAAGCAGAGCAGACUGCUGCAGAAGUUCAGACUUUACAGAGACAAAGCGGAUACACACACCAACACCACAACUCCGUGAAUAUGCUCGGAUUUGUUCUCCAAUUCCGGAAGAAAAACUAUCAAUCUUAAUUUUUAUUUUUCACCAGAGGCGAAGUUUUUGGUAACAGGAAUGAGCGAGAAUCAGCAGCAGCAGCUAGAAUUGCAUUACAUGGAUUGUGGCUACUUUAACCCUAUCUCAGAAGGUUUCACAGAUGUCUUUGGUGGCUUUUCCAGCAAUCCAUAUCAAUAUGUUGAAGUGUCCCCGAUGCACGAUCAGGAAUUUCAGCAUUGGUCAAUGCAUACGAUGAAUUCUUACAGAUAUGGACUAUCUGGGCAAGAGAGUUCUCCUUAUUAUGGUGUUUAUGAGAACAUUGACCAUGCUUCGAGAAUGGAUUUUAGCAGGAGAGGCUGGGACUACCCUUCAGUAACAAACACAGAAAAUCCUUUGAUUGUAGAUGCACCACCUACUGUUUCCACUGUGCAUACUAAUCCCGAAGAAUGCACGCCAGAUCAAGAAGAUGCUGUUGAAACUCGGGUCUUCUUGGAAGAUGAUAUUGAUCCAGAUAUAAUGACUUAUGAGGAAUUACUCGAUUUAGGUGAGACAGUGGGAACUCAAAGUCGAGGACUCUCGCAAGAGCUCAUAAACCAACUCCCGAUUUCAAAACACAAAUCUGGUGGAAUUUUCUCAAGAAAAAAAUCGGGUGACAGAUGUGUCAUCUGCCAAAUGAGAUACAAAAGAGGUGAUAGACAAAUCAACUUGCCAUGCAAGCAUGCAUACCAUGCUAAUUGUGGCACCAAGUGGCUUAGUAUUAACAAGACUUGUCCAAUAUGCAGUACUGAGGUGUUUGGUGAUGAAUCAAGCCAUUGAUUAUAUCAGUUUAACAACCCCAUGGUGAAUAGGUUCUUUCUUAUACAUUAUUUUUGUUCUGUUCUCUUGAUACAUAGAGGUAUAAUAGAGAGUUCCUAGUUAUUUCUUUUCUCCUGUGGUGUAGAAAACCUACUUUAAUAUAUAAAAUUCUAAGAUUUUUUCUCUUUCUUUUUCCUUUGUUUUCUAAUUUGAAAAACUGAUAAUCACUUAGUUGGUUUAUUUGGCAUAAUAUUAUUAUGCAUUGUCAACUUACUGACUUGCCCCAAUUUUUU